This is a messenger RNA of Dreissena polymorpha, 1015 nucleotides long. RefSeq names its product transforming growth factor-beta-induced protein ig-h3-like. Lineage: Eukaryota; Metazoa; Mollusca; Bivalvia; Myida; Dreissenidae. The record is from RefSeq and is a predicted model, not a curated record. Gene Ontology annotation, biological process: cell adhesion; extracellular matrix organization. Gene Ontology annotation, cellular component: extracellular matrix. Bases 59 to 964 code for a protein of 301 amino acids. The transcript has 6 exons. Gene Ontology annotation, molecular function: cell adhesion molecule binding.
AUUAGGCUGUACACACCACUCUUCACGAUAAGGCUUCAGUUCAAAAAUCCUUCUCAUCAUGGUAACUUUACUUGUCGGAGUGCUUGUAGCCAGCGUAGCGUUCACGUAUGGACAGACGCAAGACAUUCUGGGUGUUCUGCGGGCUAAUCAAGAAACCACUUUGUUGGACCUCAUCAAAACUGCGGGACUGGAAGCAGCUCUGUCCGGACCUGGUCCAUUCACGAUAUUUGCUCCCAGCAACGUCGCUUUCCUACGCCUGGGGUACAGCACAAUUCAAAGCCUGAAGUCUGAUCCCACUGCACUGGCCCAGGUGCUCACCUAUCACGUGAUCAACGGCUCAUACGCGUACAACGCUAUCCAUGCCAACGAAAUGAUGCUGACCACGCUGGCCGGGCCUAAGAUUCGCGUGAAUUACUACAUGGGUAAGAAUACAACGACGGUACAGGGCACAGGCUUCACGCGUUACGAUCUAAGAGCCAGCAACGGCAUCGUGCACAUUAUCGAUCACGUGAUGAUGGCGCCUAAUGGUAGCAUCAUGGAUUACAUCAGCUCCAAACCGAACUUGUCCACCUUGAAAGCCGCCAUCGAGGCAGCCGGGCUGACCAGUGCCCUCUCUGAGGGCCCAUACACUUUGAUUGCUCCAACUAACGACGCCUUCGAGAAGCUUGGCAACCAAACUGUGCAGGCCUUGUUGGGGAAUCCGGAGCUCCUCAGGUCUAUCCUGUUGUACCACGUCAUCCGCGGUACCCUGUACUCCGUGGGAAUCCAGACCGGAAGUUACCACACCCUUGAAGACAUCGACUAUGAGCGAAUCAACGCUGUUUCCGGUACAUACAUCACGAUUGACGGGCAUGUCGUGAGCAACAAGGACAUCAGCGUCACCAACGGCGUCGUGCACACACUUUCGUAUGUGCUGGUUCCCUCGUCUCUCGCCGGAGCCGUAAAAGCUCUUGCGAAUCCUUGAACUUUCGCUUUUGUGAUAUAAUCUAUGCUUUAUUAAACAAAAAUCUAGUUA